AUGGAGCAGCAGGCCAACAGGGCGCAUCGCCCUGCCAAAGAGAAGAAGAAAUUUGACGGUGCUAAUCCGAAAGCAUUCGUCACCUCAAGACCUGGAAAACUCAAUAAGCAGGCUGCGCGAUCGCAUGAUGUCAGAGAAAAGAGGCUCCAUGUCCCCCUCGUGGAUCGUAUGCCCGAGGAGGCCCCGCCCGUCGUUGUCGCCAUCGUUGGACCCCCGGGAGUUGGCAAGACCACUCUACUCAAGUCUCUGAUCCGCCGCUACACCAAGCAAACCCUCAGCUCCCCGCAAGGCCCGUUGACCGUUGUUACAACCAAGCGCAAGCGUCUCACCUUCAUCGAAUGCCCAUCCGACUCUCUUGCAGCUGCGAUCGAUGUUUCCAAGAUCGCAGAUAUUGUGCUCCUCAUGAUUGACGGAAACUUUGGAUUCGAGAUGGAGACCAUGGAAUUUUUGAACGCCUUACAGACGUCUGGUAUGCCGGGUAACGUCUUCGGUAUUCUUACCCAUCUUGAUCAAUUCAAGAAACAUAGCACCCUGAAGGACGCGAAGAAGCGCCUGAAGCACCGUUUCUGGAGUGAGCUAUACGCUGGCGCAAAGCUCUUUUACUUGUCCGGUGUUAUCAACGGCCGUUACCCCGAUCGUGAAGUGCACAACCUUUCCCGAUUCUUGUCCGUCAUGAAAAAUCCUCGUCCGCUCGUGUGGCGCAACUCGCACCCUUACGCGCUUGCAGAUCGCUUCUUGGACAUUACACCACCUACUCAGAUCGAGGAGAACGCGAAGUGUGAUCGCACAGUCGCGCUCUACGGUUACCUGCGUGGCACUAACUUCCCCUCACAUGGCGCCCGAGUCCAUGUUCCUGGUGUUGGUGAUCUGACAGUUGCGAACAUUGAGGGCUUGCCCGAUCCAUGCCCAACUCCCUACAUGGACCAGCAGAUCGCCAAAGCAACUGGAAAAUCGAACAGGCGCAAGCUUGGCGAGCACCAGAAGCUGCUCUUCGCUCCUAUGUCUGAUGUCGGUGGUGUUCUGGUCGACAAGGAUGCAGUUUACAUCGAUAUCAAGACCAACACCUUUGACCGGGACUCGGAUGAGGAUUCGGACGAUGAGGAACGCCGAGGUCUUGGCGAGCACCUUGUUGUUGGCCUUCAAGGCGAGCGCAAGAUGCUGGGUGAGGCUGAUCAGGGUGUUCGUCUCUUCCGUGGCGGCGAGGCCCUCGAUAAAGCGGAUGACGAGGAGACAGGCCGUAAGGAUCAACGCCGCGCCCGCGUGGCCGUACCCGAACCAGAUGACUUAGUUAUUCCCGAAGGGUCCGAUAGCGAAGAGGAGAUCCUCGAAGAUAUUAACGAGGAUGAUGUGACAGAUGAUGAAGGCGAACUCGAAAUGUCUGCACCCACAGACUUUGGAGCCCGUUUUAAGGCCAAACAGAACGGAAAUGACGACGGAGAAGCAGAAGACAUGGCUUUCGCUGACAGUGAUUCUGACCUGGGCUCCAUCUCUUCAGUUUCAGACCAGGAACUCGAGAGCGGCGAUGAAGAUGAGGAUGAGGAUGAGGAUGAGGAUGAGGAUCAGGAUGAGGAUGAUGAAGAAGAUGAGGAGGGCAAUGUUCGAUGGAAGGAGAACAUGCUCGCCAAUGCCAAGUCUCUUCACGGAAAACGCCCUCCUUUCCGAGUCAGUGACCUGUCAAGAAUGAUGUACGACGAGUCGAUCACCCCACUUGAUGUCGUGAAGCAAUGGCGCGGCGAAGAUUCCGACGAUGAGGAGGACGACGAAGAUAGGACCGCUGACGACGAAGGCGAGGACUUCUUCAAAAAGACAAACAACGAAAAAGAAGACCAAGCCGACUUCCGUGCCGUUCCAGAGUACGACUACGAUGAGCUGGAGCGGAAGUGGCGGGACGAGGAGUUGCUCGAAUUAAUCAAACUCCGCUUCAUCACUGGCAAACUGUCCGGUGGUGGCUCAGAUGAUGAGGAUGAAGAUAUGGACGAGGAUGAGGAUGAAGAUGAGGGCGACGGUGACUACGAAGACUUGGAAUCUGGCGAAGUUUUCAAUGGCAUCAAGGAAGAUGGCGACGAAGACGAGGAAGAGGAAGGUGACGAUGAGCCUGAAAAGGCUGCCGAUCUGGAAGCCGAGCGUGAGCGAAACGCCAAAAAGAAGGAAGAACUAAAGCUACGUUUCGAAGAAGAGGACCGCGAAGGCUUUGGAAAGGUUCAGGACGGGACGCACGAUGGUAUCGAUGGCCAGUUCGGCGAAGACGAUUGGUAUGAUCUGCAGAAAGCCAAGUUGCAAAAGCAGGCAGAUAUCAACCGCGCCGAAUUCGAGACACUCGACCCUGCCUCGCGCGCCCGGGCUGAAGGUUACAAAGCCGGCACCUACGCACGAAUCGUCCUCGAGAACGUACCUUACGAGUUUGUCUCCAAGUUCAACCCUCGCUUCCCUGUCAUCGUUGGUGGUCUCGCACCUACUGAAGACCGAUUCGGCUACGUUCAGAUCCGGAUCAAGAGACAUCGCUGGCACAAGAAGAUUCUCAAGACCAACGAUCCAUUGAUCUUCUCGCUUGGUUGGCGACGUUUCCAGACCAUGCCUAUUUACAGCACCUCCGACAGUCGGACGCGAAACCGCAUGCUUAAGUACACACCCGAGCAUAUGCACUGCUUCGCUACCUUCUACGGUCCUCUUGUCGCCCCCAAUACUGGUUUCUUAUGUGUGAACUCGUUCUCGAACAAGAACCCUGGUUUCCGCAUUGCCGCCACUGGUGUUGUCCAGAGCGUGGAUGAGCACACAGAGAUUGUCAAGAAGCUCAAACUCACUGGUCACCCUUACAAGAUCUUCAAGAACACUGCCUUCAUCAAGGAUAUGUUCACCUCUGGGCUAGAAAUUGCCAAGUUCGAAGGUGCAUCCAUCAAGACUGUCUCCGGUAUUCGCGGUCAGAUCAAGCGUGCGCUAUCCAAACCCGACGGCUGUUUCCGUGCUACAUUCGAAGACAAGAUCUUGAUGAGUGACAUUGUCUUCCUGCGCGCUUGGUACCCCAUCAAGCCGCACCGCUACUAUAAUCCUGUGACCAACUUGUUGGAUCAAGUCGAAGGUGAAAAGGGUGAUAACGGAUGGCAAGGCAUGCGCUUGACUGGUGAAGUCCGUCACGCUCAGGGCAUCGCCACCCCCCAAAUCAAAGACUCAACUUACAAGCCCAUUGAAAGACAAGAACGUCACUUCAACCCGCUCCGUGUGCCAAGACAGCUGGCCGCCGAGCUCCCCUUCAAGUCGCAGAUCACCAAGAUGAGGGGCCACAAGGAGCCGACCUACAUGCAGAAGCGUGCCGUUGUCCUCGGAGGCGAGGAAAAGAAGGCCCGUGACCUCAUGCAGAAGCUCACUACCAUGCGCAACGAGAAGCAGGCCAAGCGAUCCGCCAAGCAGGAGGAGCGCCGCAAGGUCUACCGCGCUAAGGUGGCCGAUGGCCUGGAGAAGAAGGCCGAGCGCGAGAAGAGAGAGCGCAAUGAUUACUGGCGCAAGGAGGGCAAGAAGCGCAAGAACCCGGAUGAAGACUCUGGUGGCCGUGGACGCGGCAAGAAGCGCAAGUGA
Messenger RNA from Penicillium concentricum, 3570 nucleotides. RefSeq names its product GTPase BMS1. Gene Ontology annotation, biological process: endonucleolytic cleavage of tricistronic rRNA transcript (SSU-rRNA, 5.8S rRNA, LSU-rRNA); ribosome biogenesis; maturation of SSU-rRNA from tricistronic rRNA transcript (SSU-rRNA, 5.8S rRNA, LSU-rRNA). The record is from RefSeq and is a predicted model, not a curated record. Bases 1 to 3570 code for a protein of 1189 amino acids. Gene Ontology annotation, cellular component: 90S preribosome; nucleus. Gene Ontology annotation, molecular function: GTPase activity; U3 snoRNA binding; GTP binding. NCBI's taxonomy places the organism in Eukaryota, Fungi, Ascomycota, Eurotiomycetes, Eurotiales, Aspergillaceae. The transcript is spliced from 3 exons.